Molecule: messenger RNA, 1347 nt
Organism: Anopheles maculipalpis
Lineage: Eukaryota; Metazoa; Arthropoda; Insecta; Diptera; Culicidae
Product: carboxypeptidase B-like
Exons: 4
Coding region: 1-1341 (446 amino acids)
Biological process (GO): proteolysis
Molecular function (GO): metallocarboxypeptidase activity; zinc ion binding
Source: RefSeq, a predicted model, not a curated record
AUGAAACAUCUAUACUCCAAAAGAAUAUCGGUUGGGUUUUUUAUUUUGGUACUGCUGCAAUGCUACACCGGACACACACUUCCGGAGGUUGUCACCAAGGAGCAAGCGGAUCAGCUAGCCACUCGGAUCGAUGAUACCGCAACAUUUCAACCGGUCAAAUACGAUGGUGCCCAGCUGUGGCGCAUCGCUUACGACGAUCAACCGAAGAAGAAUGCUGUCGCUGAGCUACAGGAUCGAUUCGAUGCGUCCAUGUGGAACUAUAAUGCCACCUCGGUGGAUAUCUUUGUGCGCGGGCAGCAGAUCAAGAAAGCGGAAUGUUUUCUCCGGGCGGCCAACAUCCCGUACGAGGUGGUGAUUGAGGAUAUGCAGCGUGCAAUCGAUACCGAGAAUCCAUCGCUCGAGGAGACCGAGUUGUGGGAAAACCGGAAUGGUCACCGCAUGACGUGGACGGCAUACCAUCGCCUAGCGGACAUCAACGACUGGAUGGACUAUCUCGCCCAAACCUACCCGGACCUUUGCAGCACUAAAGCGAUCGGCAAGAGUGUGCAGGGUCGCGAGCUAAAGGUGUUGCGCAUCUCCAACGGCAAUCCUUCCAACAAGGCGAUCUGGAUGGACGGUGGUAUACAUGCGCGCGAAUGGAUCAGUCCGGCCACCGUUACCUACAUCGCGAACGAGCUGGUCGAAGACUGGGACAAUCAGCCCGCCCAUUUGCGCAACGUCGACUGGUACAUCCUGCCGGUGCACAAUCCGGACGGGUACGAGCAUUCGCACCAGUACGAUCGGCUGUGGCGCAAAAACCGUGGCGGUCUACAGUAUGGACCGUGUGCUGGCGUUGAUCUCAACCGUAACUAUGGCUACAAAUGGGGUGGCCAGGGUACGUCGAAGCAACCGUGCUCGGAAAUCUUUGCCGGUUCGGGUCCAUUUUCCGAGCCGGAAUCGAAAGCGGUGAGCGAGUUUAUGCAGUCGUCGGCCGCAGAUUGGAAAGCGUUUCUUACCUUCCACAGCUACGGCCAGUACAUCCUGUACCCGUGGGGAUACGACCGGGUUGUACCGCCGGAUCAUGCCGAUCUGAAGCGAGUCGGUGAUGCAGCCGCGGAGCAAAUACAGCAAGGCAGUGGUUCACGGUACACGGUUGGACCAUCCGGUAGUACAUUGUAUCCGGCCGCUGGCGGAUCGGAUGAUUGGGCACGUGGUGCACUCAACAUUAAGUACGCUUACACGGUCGAGCUGCGCGAUACCGGCCGGUACGGGUUUGUGCUGCCUGCCAAUCAAAUCAAACCGACCGGCGACGAAGCCGUCCAGUUCGUCGACAUUAUUGCACAGGAGGUGGCCAAACUGUAAACGGGU